GCUCUCUCCUUUGUGCGUAAUCCCUUGAACCCUUAGCAAAACCAAAAAAGAGAUAUGCUUCUCCAGCCUUCAUCGUUGUACAACAACCGCGUUUCGAUCUCGUCAACCUCUUCUUUCUCCCGGCGGCCACCAUGCCAUAUUCCCCGGUUCAUCCUUUCGAAAACCCGAACUCUCCCGAACCUCCCAAUCAAAUGUUCCAUCUCACAAGUCCAUAGCUAUGGAACAGUGGACUUUGAGAGAAGACCCAUGGUCAAAUGGAACGCUUUGUACAGGAAAAUAUCUCUCAUGGAAAACCCUGAAUUGGGUUCCGCCUCUGUGUUGAAUGACUGGGAAAAAGGCGGCAGGAAGCUCACCAAGUGGGAACUUUGUAGGGUCGUCAAAGAGUUAAGGAAGUAUAAGCGUUACAAGCAAGCCCUUGAGGUUUACGAGUGGAUGAACAACAGAGGAGAGAGGUUUAGAUUUUCUGCUAGCGAUGCCGCUAUUCAAUUGGACCUUAUUUCUAAGGUGCACGGAGUUUCAAGUGCCGAAGAUUACUUCCUUCAACUCUCCGAUACUUUGAAGGACAAAAGGAUCUACGGAUCCCUUCUGAACGCCUAUGUGCGGGCAAGAAUGCAAGAAAAGGCAGAGUCUUUAAUCGAUAAUAUGAGGAAUAAAGGUUAUGCCUUGCAUCCACUUCCGUAUAAUGUGAUGAUGACUCUAUAUAUGAACCUUAGGGAGUACGAUAAAGUUGAGUCCAUGGUUUCAGAAAUGUUGGCCAAAAACAUUCGUCUAGAUAUAUAUUCCUACAACAUCUGGUUGUCAUCUUGUGGGUCACAAGGAUCCGUAGAAAAAAUGGAACAAGUACAUAAACAGAUGAAAGAAGAUCGAAGCAUCAAUCCGAACUGGACUACAUUUAGCACAAUGGCAACUAUGUAUAUCAAGAUGGGACUGCCUGAAAAGGCCGAAGAAUGCUUGAGAAAUGUAGAGAGUAGGAUCACUGGCCGGGAUCGUAUACCAUAUCAGUAUCUUAUUACUCUAUAUGGUAAUAUUGGUAAUAAAGAGGAGGUUUAUCGGAUAUGGAAGGUUUACAAAUCUAUUUUUCCCAGUAUUCCGAAUUUGGGUUAUCAUUCCAUGGUCUCAUCUCUGGUUCGGGCCAAUGAUAUCGAAGGGGCAGAAAGGAUUUACGAAGAGUGGCUAUCAGUUAGAACAUCUUAUGACCCUAGAAUAGCAAAUCUUCUCAUGGGGUGGUAUGUCAAAGAAGGAAACAUGGAUAAAGCUGAGAGCUUUUUCAAUCACAUGGCUGAUGUGGGAGGGAAGCCUAAUUCAAGCUCAUGGGAGACUCUUGCUGAAGGGCAUAUUGGAGUCGCCAGAAUCGAUGAGGCUUUAUCUUGCCUAAAGGAAGCUUUUGCAACCGAAGGCUCGACAAGUUGGAAGCCAAAGCCCUCCAAUAUUUCUGCAUUCUUUAAUCUAUGUGAAGAAAAAGCAGACACAGAAAGUAGGGAUGUUUUGAUGGGAUUAAUACAGCAAGCAGGAUAUCUAAAAAAUGUAGCUUAUGCAUCACUAAUUGGAUUAUCCGAAGAUGCUGUUGAAGAUCUAAAUAACCGUUAUAGUUCCAACGAUGAGAAUGAGGAUGAUGAUUCUGAGGUGCUUCUCAACCAACUGCAGGUCAGUACAUGAUAACCGUUAUGUAAAUCUUAGGUGCAGGGAAAGUCUUUAUCUAUCGUUUCAUUGAAGUCGUGAGUUAGCAUAUCCGUUGAUGUUGGCAAGGACGAACUUAUAGCUAUUUCUCCAUUCAUUUGUGCCGAUGAAAGCUUAACUCAGCAGCUGAAAACCCCACCUAAAUGAAGUCUUGCGGGUGCUCGUUUUAACCA
Hibiscus syriacus is the source of this 1850-nucleotide messenger RNA. Its product is annotated as pentatricopeptide repeat-containing protein At1g02150-like. Gene Ontology annotation, molecular function: protein binding. Lineage: Eukaryota; Viridiplantae; Streptophyta; Magnoliopsida; Malvales; Malvaceae. The transcript is spliced from 2 exons. Gene Ontology annotation, cellular component: mitochondrion. The record is from RefSeq and is a predicted model, not a curated record. The coding region runs from base 55 to 1656 and encodes 533 amino acids.